Molecule: messenger RNA, 798 nt
Organism: Prorocentrum cordatum
Lineage: Eukaryota; Dinophyceae; Prorocentrales; Prorocentraceae
Source: the annotation of a GenBank genome assembly
AUGCGGCAUGGCAUAUAUUGUACAUCUAGAUGCAUUUUGGGAGACUCGUCGUUGCCCGUCGAAACCGUGGGUUCUUUGUUGACGGUGAGUUGUUUGGUGCCCGCAUCGGUUGGGAUGGCUUUCAUGGUGUUGAAAAUAACAGAAGUACGGGUGACUAUGGGAGAGCGGGUCAAGAGUUUCCGUUUUGACGAAGCGAAAUGCCACAAUGAGGAUGACCGUAUCGUUGUGCAGAACAAUAUCAUGAUGUUCAUGAAACACCAUGGCCAUGUAGACAAGAACGCUAGUGAUGAAGACAUCAUGCAAGAGUUCGAAGCGAUGAUCCAGUCUGGUGUACCGAAGUUGUUCGCUGCGUCUCUUGGACCCGUGGGCUUCCCAUACAAUUUUGCUACAUGCAUGUCGUUACCGUAUGGUUUACAGUGCUUCGACUACUUCUACGCAUCCAUCCGCGAUGGUAUGCCUGCCAGGACUAUAUGCUUAGAUGUGGCAUACGGAAUGACAAUUGUCUGCGCUGUGCUCCCUACAUGUCUCGCCAUCUCCUUCGCAUUUGCCAGAAAGGUGGCGGCACGGCAUUGCCGAGUCGGGCACACCCUAAGCGUGUGCAUGCUGACAGCAUUGAACGUCGUGUUUCUUGGCGGGGUGCACACAAUCUUGAAUAUUUUUUUGAAGCGGGCAAUCGAGGGUAGCUACGUAGGUAUUGCCGUCUUCUGCUCCACGGUAGUAUGCUUGUGCGUGGGGGCGCUGUUAUGUUACAGAUCGUACGCGAACGAGAAGUACCAUCGCCGUCUAGGGGCGACGUGA